Molecule: messenger RNA, 1437 nt
Organism: Schizosaccharomyces cryophilus OY26
Lineage: Eukaryota; Fungi; Ascomycota; Schizosaccharomycetes; Schizosaccharomycetales; Schizosaccharomycetaceae
Product: dolichyl-di-phosphooligosaccharide-protein glycotransferase subunit
Exons: 4
Coding region: 30-1334 (434 amino acids)
Cellular component (GO): endoplasmic reticulum membrane; oligosaccharyltransferase complex
Source: RefSeq, a predicted model, not a curated record
CAAAAGGUGAAACUUGGUAAAGCACAACGAUGAAACGUGCAUUGUGCCUUUUAAUUGCCUUGUCCUGGUCGCUUUUUGCCCAGGGCUUGCAUCAGACAAUUUUGGCUGUAGCAGAUCAUUCCUUAGAAGACUAUAGCACAUUUCUGAAUUCAUUGACAGAGAAUGGAUAUGAUGUUACUACGGCCAACGUAAGGGACGAAAAGUCGCAACUAUUUCAAUACGGCGAGCGCAUGUAUGACAAUAUUAUUUUGCUCUCCUCCCAAAGCAAAAGUUUUGGAGCUACUUUCUCUCCUAAAGCUAUUUUAGAGUUUACACAAGCUGGCGGUAACGUUCUGUUUGCUGCAGGCUCCAAUCUCCCUGAAGGAAUCCGUGAAUUGGGAAGACAAUUAGAUAUAUAUAUUGGUGAGCGUCAUUCCUCAGUUGUUGAUCAUUUUCAUUCUGUCGAAAGCUCCAACGACGAAUCCGUCUUGUUGGAUGCUGUAAGCGAAAAUCCUUAUAUUAUUUCAGACGAGACCCGUCAAGCUGGUUCAAUAGUCUAUAAAGGAAAUGGCCAUUACUUGGGUACUAAUCAUCGUGCUCAACCUGUACUUCGUGGACACCCCUCUACAUAUGUAUACAACAAAAAAUCUGAAGGUAAAGUUUCCGAAGAUCCUUGGGCAGCCGGUACUCAAUUGUUUUUGGUCAGUGUCUUUCAGAACGAUGCUGGCGAGCGUAUUGGUUUUAGCGGAAGUCCCGAAAUGUUUACCAACACGUACCUUUCGCCCAAUUCUCCCUCCUAUUCCGCAGCAAAUGCUCUAUUUGCUCGUGAUUUAACGAACUGGGUUUUCCAACGUGUUGCCGUUUUGAAGGCUUCUGAUAUGACUUACGGAAAGGUUGGCGAGCCUUAUGAGCUUCGUAACGCUUCUACAUACAGAAUUAAGGAUCAGAUGGUUUUUUCCAUUGAUAUUGCAAUUUUGAAUGAUGGUCAACCUCAACCUUAUGUAGCCGAUGAUGUUCAAAUGGAGCUUGUAAUGCUCGAUCCUUAUUAUCGCGUAAACAUGGUUCCUGUGGCUUCUGAUAGUAAGACUUAUCAACACUAUGAGGCUGUUUUAACUGCUCCUGACCACUAUGGUGUGUUUACUUAUAAAAUCGCCUACAAUCGGCCCGGUCUGAAUCCUAUAGACGAAAAGGCCACUUUCACGAUUCGCCAGUUCUACCAUAAUGAGUAUCCCCGUUUUCUCCCUCAUGCCUAUCCUUAUUAUGUCUCCUGCUUUGCGGUUUUGGGUGCAUUUUUAAUCUUUUGCGGCAUUUGGCUUGUCCAAAUUCCAAAGGCUUCUUCAAAAAAGCAAAAGUGAAAAAUUUCUUAUCUUUCUCGUGAACCCCUUUUUUAUAUGUAUAAGUUCAUUUAAACACUUAGUUAUGUUUUAGCCAUUCUCUUAUGUCAAUCAAUCUUUAUGA